Messenger RNA from Rubroshorea leprosula, 1564 nucleotides. NCBI's taxonomy places the organism in Eukaryota, Viridiplantae, Streptophyta, Magnoliopsida, Malvales, Dipterocarpaceae. The record is from the annotation of a GenBank genome assembly.
AUUUUAUGCCAGCUAAAAAAAUUGUUAAAAUCCAACCUUACUUGCCUUUACCUUUACUUCUACUCAAACACUACAUAAAACCCACCAUCAUGAUUGUCUUGCGCCAUCUCCAACUCUUUUUCCCCCCCUGCAACCUACGUCCAGGCUCCCAAGAUGUCCCUGGCGGCUCCUGUAGCAAUCAUGAAAUAUUACAGAGGAAAGCUGCCUAUGUCUGUUAUCACUCUGGUGGUCUGCUGCUUCUUGUUCUUCGCUCUAUUGUAUACAGAAAGAAUCAGUUCUUUGUCAUCCGGUUCUGUUUUCAAGUCCAAGUCCUGUGCUAGAAAAACCGCCAAAAAACCAAUUCAGAAAACUGCAGAGGAAAUGGAAAAUCCGGAUAUUGAUGAUAGGUUCGAAUUUGACCCGAAAGAGUGCAAUGUAGCCAAAGGGAAAUGGGUGUUUAAUCGUUCUAUUAAGCCUUUAUACACGGACAGAAGUUGUCCCUACAUCGAUUUGCAAUUUUCUUGUGUCAAAAACGGUCGGCCAGAUUCCGACUACCGCCAUUGGGAAUGGCGUCCGGAUGAAUGCACCUUGCCCAGGUUCAAUCCAAAACUGGCCUUGAAGAAACUGAGAGGGAAGAGGUUGCUUUUCGUCGGUGAUUCGCUGCAGAGAGGGCAAUGGGAAUCCUUGGUCUGCAUGGUUGAAUGGCUUAUACCCAAAGAUCAGAAGUCCAUGAAACGGGGCCAUCGGUAUCAUGUCUUUAAAGCCAAGGAAUAUAAUGCAACGAUUGAAUUUUUCUGGGCUCCGUUUAUUGUAGAAUCAAAUACGGAUGGCGACUUUCUGGAUCCAGAUGAUAGAAUUAUCAAAGUUGAUUCGGUUGAAAAGCAAGCAAAACUUUGGGGAGGAGUGGAUUUUCUCGUGUUCAAUACCUAUAUUUGGUGGAUGACUGGCCCCAGGCACAAGACUUUAUGGGGAUCGUUUGCAAAUGGACCAGAAGGGUAUGAAGUACUAGACGCACCGGUGGCAUACAGACUUAGUUUGAAGACAUGGGCUAACUGGGUGGAUUCCAAUGUAAACCCGAACAAGACGCGGAUCUUCUUCGUUACCAUGUCUCCAACACACUCAAGGAGUGCAGACUGGGGGAAUAUAAACGGAACUAAGUGCUUCAAUGAGACAUGGCCGGUGACGACGAAGAAGUUCCGGGGAUUCGGUUCCAACAACGAGAUGAUGAGCGUGGUGGCCAGUGUGGUGGAGAGGAUGAAAGUUCCGGUGACGGUCGUCAAUGUCACACAGAUCUCGGAGUACAGAAUUGACGCGCAUGCCUCGGUUUAUACUGAGACUGGAGGAAAAUUGUUAACGGAGGAGCAAAGGGCGGAUCCUAAGAAUGCAGAUUGCAUACACUGGUGCUUGCCAGGUGUGCCGGAUACUUGGAAUCAGAUCCUUCUGGCUUCUUUGUAAAUGGAAUUUUGCUUGAUACCUCCACAAACUGUUUUUUUUAUCAAAGUUAUUUCAUUUAUAUGUGCAAGAUGAUGAUGGAGUGGAAUUAGAAUUUUAAUUCAAUUGCAAACAAUGAAAUGUUUAUCCAACA